This is a messenger RNA of Pediculus humanus corporis (human body louse), 243 nucleotides long. RefSeq names its product t-box transcription factor tbx2, putative. Gene Ontology annotation, cellular component: nucleus. The record is from RefSeq and is a predicted model, not a curated record. Gene Ontology annotation, biological process: regulation of transcription by RNA polymerase II; cell fate specification; positive regulation of DNA-templated transcription. NCBI's taxonomy places the organism in Eukaryota, Metazoa, Arthropoda, Insecta, Psocodea, Pediculidae. The transcript is spliced from 2 exons. Gene Ontology annotation, molecular function: RNA polymerase II cis-regulatory region sequence-specific DNA binding; DNA-binding transcription factor activity, RNA polymerase II-specific. The annotation marks the transcript as partial.
AUGGCGUUAAUUAAUACCCCUUUUUUUUCCAGGCAAAUGUUUCCGCAAAUGAAAUUUCGAGUUUCGGGUCUCGAUGCCAAAGCCAAAUACAUUCUACUAUUAGACAUCGUCGCCGCCGAUGAUUAUAGAUACAAAUUUCACAACAGCCGGUGGAUGGUUGCUGGAAAAGCGGAUCCGGAAAUGCCAAAAAGAAUGUACAUUCAUCCGGAUUCGCCAUCAACUGGAGAACAAUGGAUGCAAAAA